This is a messenger RNA of Diatraea saccharalis (sugarcane borer), 1874 nucleotides long. NCBI's taxonomy places the organism in Eukaryota, Metazoa, Arthropoda, Insecta, Lepidoptera, Crambidae. The record is from the annotation of a GenBank genome assembly.
AUCCUAAUCCCUAGUAAAGUAUGAUUGACUGUCAAUCAAUGACAGUUACAUGAGAGUGAUAUCGUUUGAUUGUGCUAAAAAAGCGAUUUCUGUAGAUUAUUUCAAUUCGUUUAAUUUAUUCGGCUUUUCAAUAUUUAAAUGUGAAAAUGUCUAUUUGUCUGCGCACUUUUUCACAUAAAUUAUUUCCAAUAAAUGGAAUAGUUACAACAAAAAGCCACCAUACUCCUCUUUCUCGAAAAGUCACAGUGCGAAGUAAAUUUUUAAAAGAAUGGAUCACCAAGCGCCGUAUUUCUAGUUGUCAGCUUAUACCGAAAUGUGCAACAGAACACAGCAUUGACGAUAUUUACAUUAACGAAUUGCUUGCUUCAACUACCCAUGCACCGAUUUCUCAUGGACCUAAAUAUGCAAGUAAAGACAUGGACAUAGUAAACAAUAUAGAAAUAAAACCUUUAGACCUCACUAGUGAUGAUUAUAUUGAACAGAGGGCAAUAAUGAAUACAGUGAACCCAUACACAUGUAUGAACAACAUAGAUUUCACUAAAUAUAACAAUGAUGAAUUUGAGCCUACGUGCUUGUCAGAAUUUGAAAGUGAUGCAGUUGCACACUGCAAAACUUCUGUUGUCCCUUCUCCAGCUAAACCUGCUAAAGAAGUUGGUAAUCCUAGUGAUAAACCAAGUGAGGAACAACUUAUGAAAGUAUUUCAUGUACUCUCAGAAACUAUGCCAAACCUAUUUAUAAAACCCUUGGAUUAUUCAAUUUAUCAUCCAAAUAUGGUAUUUGUCAACAAUAUUAGAGGUACCACAACAGUGGGUUUGUUUCCUUAUGUGCGUCAAAUUGCAUUACUCAGAACAGUAGGCCAUAUUAAAUUUGCAUAUGUGAAAUUUGAAAUUAUGAAGAUAACUGCAAAUCCAGAAGAUUCAUCAGUAAAGCUUAGAUGGCGAAUUAAAGGAAUUUCUGGAUUAAAAGUAUUUUUCAUGUUUUGGAAAUACAAAUUGUGGAAUUUAAAAGAAGUAUUCCAAGAUCAAGAACUGUGGUAUGAUGGUUUUUCUACAUUCUAUGUGGGAGGCGAUGGCCUUGUACAUAAGCAUAUUGCUGAUAAGGUUAUGCCAGAUCAAGACACAAUUAUUGAUGAUGAAGAAAAGGCUCCAAUAGCUGCAAAGAUAGCCCUUCUCAUUGGAUUAUUGCCAAGAAAUUAUUUAUCUGAUGUUUCACCAUUCUUCAGUUCCUCCCCAGGCACUACCGAAACCACACCACUGCCCUUCAAAGUUUUAGAGUGAUCAUAAAUAAUAUAUCUUCUCUGUAAUGACAUAACUAAAAUAAUCUAGUUUGUGGUUACUGAAUUCUGUAGAUGUCAAUGUAAUUAGCAUUUACAUACUGCUAAAAACAUAAUAUAAUGAUGAAUAAAUCAUUAUUUUGUAUCCACCUCAACAACUUUAUUGCAUUGACCAAUAUUAUAUGUUUAAAAGCAACAUUAUCAAAGAUGAAUAUUGUGAUAUUUUAACAACAAUAGGUUAAAAUUCUACCUGGUAAAGUAUCUAAUGUUGGUUGAAAAUUAUUGUGACAAUUUUCAUUGUUAAAUAACAUAUUUAUAAUGGUUUAAUAAUGUUCUUAAUGCAAUAUUGCUUUUUUGGCUAUAUUUGUAGUGCUUGUUAGGUAUUUAUUUAUUUAGAUGUUAACAAAAAGGGUAAUAAAUUUAUAGUUGCAAAAAUUCACUUGCCAGAAUCUUUUCCUUCUUGCGGCAAUGGUUAUGCAAAUGUGAGAAAUUUUGCCUCUUUCACAAAUAAAAAAUGAAAUAUCGUUUAUUUUUAUAAUUAUUAACAGAUCAGAAAACCUAUUCAUUUAUUAGGUACAGUUAAGGUUACGAUUUCAGAUGU